Messenger RNA from Thermothielavioides terrestris NRRL 8126, 192 nucleotides. RefSeq lists its product as uncharacterized. The transcript has a single exon. The record is from RefSeq and is a predicted model, not a curated record. The annotation marks the transcript as partial. Lineage: Eukaryota; Fungi; Ascomycota; Sordariomycetes; Sordariales; Chaetomiaceae.
UGCCUACCCUGCCUAUCGCUCCCGCUUACCUACCUUACCUAUAGCUUGUGCGCACCUUGCCUCUACACUAGCUCCUAUAGUUGUAUACCCUAUGGCACCUACAGUUGCGCACCUUGCGGCACCCACAGUUGCGCACCCUGCGACACCCACAGUUGCGUAUUCUGCAGCACCCACAGUUGCGCACCCUGCGGC